This is a messenger RNA of Alternaria arborescens, 2343 nucleotides long. Its product is annotated as Beta-glucan synthesis-associated protein. The transcript has a single exon. Gene Ontology annotation, cellular component: endoplasmic reticulum membrane; plasma membrane. Lineage: Eukaryota; Fungi; Ascomycota; Dothideomycetes; Pleosporales; Pleosporaceae. Gene Ontology annotation, molecular function: glucosidase activity. The record is from RefSeq and is a predicted model, not a curated record. Bases 1 to 2343 code for a protein of 780 amino acids. Gene Ontology annotation, biological process: (1->6)-beta-D-glucan biosynthetic process; fungal-type cell wall organization.
AUGGCGUCCAUACGAAGGGUCGCUUCGUACACAUCCUCGGAAUACUCAGAAUCACCACAAAGUCGAGAUGAGCAGCCCAGACGGUCGUCGUCGAGCUCAGGUGUAGAACGGGAAGUUGCGUUUCCCCACAACACUAACACAGAAGGAGUAUCUGAGCAAGCAGGAGCAGCCGAAAAGCCACUGAUUAGCCAUUCGAGCGGCAGUCAGAGUCCGGCUUCUGAUCAUGGAUUCGAUUUCGGCAUCCUCCCGUCGGCAGAGCGCUCCUCCUCCCCCUUGCCCUUCGCGCCUAUUGUGCCUUCGCCGCUUGCAAACUCCAGAUCGGCGAGCCAUGAAAGCUCAGAAGGGAACGAUAUGCUCUCGAGCGAUGAGACGCAGACGAAGAAGAAUCGACCGCGCACCACGGCGGGUCGGCUUCACUUGCGCCUUCCGCCCCGGACUCACCUGAGAACACCAAAGGCGAGGAGUACAACAGACUUGUCAAGCCAAGCACCUCGCUCUCCUGGCACCCCACUCACGUUACAAGACCUGGGCACCGACUACACUCGCUAUUUCAAUCCCUUCUCAGACGCCGCCACUAGUACUCCUAGCCGUAGUCGAAGGACUUCCUUGUCAGAACGUCGGUCUUACGGUAGGCUGGGUGUGGACUCGCGCACCACCACUCCGCCGCCCUGUUUACCGCUGACCAAUCCGUUUCUUACGCCCAAUGACUCUGCGACGGGACUCAAUGAAAAUGCUCAUGACCUGUACGACACAAAGAAGAAUGUGUCCUUUAUUGACGAUAGGUUGACGGCGCCAUACGAGGAAAAGGGAAUGGCCUCUUGGCCACUAGUAUGCGAUCAAGAGGAAGCUGACGAUGAAAUGCACAUGCCUCGCGAUGAUGAUGACAUCAAGUUCAAACCCAGGAUACGCGACCAUUUCACAAGAGACAGCAUCAUGUCCACCAUCGGCUUAGCGUUUAUGAUAUGUGGGCUACUAUUUAUAUUUGUCGGACUUCCAGUGCUUUCCGCAGUAGGCAUUAUCGAUUAUAAUUCAGCCUACGGCAUGCCGCUGAGUAUGUUUCCUAAUCCAUGGAGGCCUCAAAUCUGGGCAAUAGUCAACAACAAAAGAUAUCCACUUUUGGAGAAUAUACGUAAGGGCCUGAUCGACCCGGACACACCCGACUCUGUGAAAACAAGAACUGGGGAGUUCGGCGACGAAUACGUGCUGGUUUUCAGCGACGAGUUCAACGACAACAAUCGUACGUUCUACGAAGGAGACGACCCGUACUUCUAUGCACCCAACGUGUGGUAUGGUGCGACGCAGGAUAUUGAAUGGUACGAUCCGGAUGCUGUUACCACCCACGACGGCACACUCCAGCUGCGCUUAGAAGAGUUCUUCAAUCACGGCCUCAAGUUUCGGUCUGGAAUGCUGAACAGUUGGAACCAGCUGUGCUUCAAAGGUGGCAUCUUCGAAGUCUCAGUAUCACUACCAGGUCCAGCCGGUGUACAAGGACUUUGGCCUGGUGCGUGGACGAUGGGCAACCUCGGCCGGCCAGGCUACUUGAGUACAACCGAUGGCCUGUGGCCCUACACUUACCAAGCUUGCGACGCUGGCAUCACGCCCAACCAAUCUAGCCCUGACGGCCUGUCUCACUUGCCUGGACAACGACUGAACUCGUGCACCUGCCCUGGUGAGGAUCAUCCAACGCCAGGGACGGGAAGAGGAGUGCCAGAGAUCGAUAUCAUUGAGGUGGGUGCCACAUCAGGCUACCCAGGUCCAAAUGGUCUUCCAAUAGCGACACAAAGCUAUCAAGUUGCGCCAUUCGAUAUCUGGUACUAUCCAAAUUACAACUACACGGCGUUGCCAGACCUUCGUUACAGUGGACUCAACACUUACUCCGGCGGAGCCUUCCAACAGGCCAUCUCUGCCACCACGAUACUGAACAAAGAUUGGUUCGAUAACAAGCAGUAUCAACGGUUCUCUUUCGAGUAUGUUCCAGGAGAAGGCAAAGAUGCUUAUAUAUCCUGGAAAGUGGGCGACCAAACAAUGUUUAUCAUGGACGGGCGCGCUAUAGGACCAAACGGCAACAUCCAGGCCCGCCAAAUCGCGCAGGAACCAUUAUCACUCAUUCUAAACAUGGGUCUCAGUAAUUCGUGGACCUGGAUCGACUGGAAGAACCUGGUUCUUCCUACUACCAUACGUUUCGACUACGUGAGAUGGUACCAGAAGAAAGGCGAGGAGAUGGUUACGUGCGAUCCCCCAGGCUUCGAGACUACAGACUACAUCAAAAAGCAUCCAAGAGCUUACAACAAUCCUAACUUUACUGUAUAUAUCUGCCUUGCUAUCGUAAAGUCAGACAACUAA